Salvelinus fontinalis (brook trout) is the source of this 875-nucleotide messenger RNA. RefSeq lists its product as uncharacterized. NCBI's taxonomy places the organism in Eukaryota, Metazoa, Chordata, Actinopteri, Salmoniformes, Salmonidae. The record is from RefSeq and is a predicted model, not a curated record.
GGUUUGGUUUGAGGAUUCCAACAGAGAUAUCCCAGUUGAUGAGGACCAGAGGAACACCAGCAUAAGCCCAUAUUCAGGAGCAGAGUACAGAACAUCGUCUCUCCAGAAAGAGCUGGUUGAAGAGGUGAGUAUUUAUGACGUCCUGUGGGAGACUGGUAAGAGAGUAGCAGAUGAGACCCUCUACUCAGCCUUCCUCAGAGGGAUGUAUUCUAGACGUCUGCCUGCCCACUGCUACGCUGACUUCUGCCACCAGGAGGUGCUAUACCUGGACAGAGUCAUCACCAUGCUGCAGGUGCUGAUCAGAACAGUCCAGGGUCCUCCAGACAUCAUGCUGUUUCUCCAGAGAACACAUCAACGCUACCGGGAGUCUCUGAAGGAGGCCCAGAACCAAACUCCACCACAUCUGAACCGGUCCUCCAUCCAGCCCUCGGCAGCCGUGCGUCAGUACCUCCAGAGCUUCCAUGACAUUGUGAAUGAGGAGCCAAUCUACUGGUUGGUGUCUCUGCUGCCCAGAGCCCUGCUCAGACCUUACCUGGCAAAGAACCUGCCCCUGGUUGAGAGGACCAGACCAGGCCCCAGCCCCUGCCUCUACCCCUGGCUAAGCCUCUUCCCCUGCCCCUGCUACCAGUGGGGGGGAGAGGACAUGCAUUCAGACCAGAGGAACCAGAAGGAUGAGUCAGGGACAUCUUACAGGCAUCUACUGGAGAAGUACCAGGAUGUGAUAGACGUCUAUAAGGCUGUCAACAUCUUCAGAGUCCAGAUGAUCAAUGAGAAGGCUCUCUUCACCUCCAGUUGGUUUCCCACUGGUGACGAGGAGGAAGUGGAGUAUCAACUCAGCCUGUGGUCUGAGGAGUCUUGACCUGACGUUAGGGUGA